AUGUUGCUGCUGCUGCUGUUACUGUCAUCCUUGAGGGGGUCCCAGUCCCAAAAAGAAGGGUACAAAUUGCAGGUGUCACAAGCAGUUGCAGUUCAGGAAGGACUGUGUGUCUAUAUCCCCUGCACCUUUUUCUACCCUCUUCAUCAGUUGGUUCCUCCUCCCAUUCAUGGCUACUGGUUCAAGUUUGGCCCCAAACUUUCUGAAGAUGAUCCUAUGGCUACAAAUGAUCAAACAAGAAAUGUGAAUGAGGAGGCUAAGGGAAGAUUCCACCUUGUUGGGGACCCUGGGAAGGACAACUGCUCCCUCAGCAUUGUGGAUGUCCAGAGGAGGGACAGUGGGCAAUACUUCUUCCGUAUGAAGAGAGGACCAACGGAGAAAUUCAGUUACCUAAGUUAUAAAGUCCGUCUGAAUGUGGAAGUUUUGACAGAGAAGCCAGACAUCUAUAUCCCAGAGAUCCUGGAACCGGAGCGCUCUGUGACACUGAUUUGUGCAGCCCCCUGGGUUUGUGGAAAGGCAACACUCCCCAUCUUUUCCUGGGCAGGGGCUGCUCUCUCCAAUCUGAGACCAAGCCAAGGGAACCCUUAUUUCUCUGAGCUGACCUUCACUCCAAGAUCCCAGGACCAUGGCACCAACCUUACCUGUCAAGUGAUCUUCCCUGGGGCUGGAGUAAAGACAGAGACAACCAUCCCACUCAAUGUGGCCUAUUCCCUAAAGAAUUUUGGAAUCAGUGCUGCCUGGGAAAAAAGAACAGGCUUGGAGUCCUUAUCAGACAUCUCAUCCCUUUCUAUCCCGAAGAACAAGUCCCUGCGAUUGUUCUGCCAAGCAGAUAGCAAUCCUCCUGCUCUGCUGAGCUGGGUCCAUGGGGGUCAGGUGGUGCUUUCCUCCUGGCCUUCAGGUGCCGGGGUCCUGGCCCUGGAGUUGCCCCGGCUGGGGGUAGAGGAUGGAGGGGAAUACAGCUGCCAAGCUCAGCACCGGAUGGAGACCCAGCAUGCCUCCUUGAACCUUUCUGUCCUAUAUGCCCCGGAGGACCUGAAGGUCAGCGUUUUGGGACCAAAUGGAACAGUUACUAUCCUGGGAAAUGCCUCAUCUCUGGUGAUCCUGGUGGGAGAGUCCUUGCAUCUGGAGUGUGCUGCUGAUAGCAGGCCCCCUGCCAACAUGACCUGGGCCAAGGGAAGUCAACCCCUGAGCUCCUCCCUUCUCUCUAGUCCUGGGGUUGUGGGCUUGAAAUUGUCCCAUGUCAAGCCAGAGGAUGGAGGGAAGUACACUUGCCAAGCUCAGAACCCAUGGGGGACCCAGCAAACCUCCCUGAACCUCUCUGUGCAGUACCCUCCGAAGUUGUACAACCCCUUUUGCUCUCGGACUGAUGAGGGCUUAUUCUGUACCUGUUGUAUUCAGGCAAAGCCCACCUCCUCUUUGAACUGGCGGGUGGGGGAGAGUAUAGUAGAAGGGGAUAGCAACAACGACACCCUCCAGGUGAUGACCAUCACCUCUGGAGCCUGGACCAACAGCAGCCUGAUCCUGAAGGAGAAAGUGGGCUUUGACCUCAACCUCCACUGUGAGGGAAGGAACCAACAUGGGGCUCACAGUCUCAUGAUCCUGCUGGUGUCAGAUGGAUCAGGAGCAGCUGCCCUCACAUUCUCCAAAGGGGCAUUUCUGGGAGCUGGUAUCAUGGCCCUUCUCUUUGUCUGCCUCAAGUAUGCCUUGAAGAAGCUGCAGAGGAAGAAGCAGGAAGACAUGAGGGAUCUAGGGACUACUGACUCCCAGAGCAACGGGGAAGUGGAUUAUGAGAAUCUGGAUAUGAAUUGGAGUAGAGGCACUAGACUACCUUCACCUGACCCAGUCACCCAAGCCCCUCCAGAGGAGUUGCACUAUGCAUCACUUAACUUCAAAAGAUUGAAGCCCCAAGACAACCAGGAGAAUCAAGAGGAAAACAUUAAAUAGUCAGAGAUCGAGUUCUAAUCAGGGGCCAUCUGGGGCAAAUGAGGUGGGA
Molecule: messenger RNA, 1990 nt
Organism: Gracilinanus agilis (Agile Gracile Mouse Opossum)
Lineage: Eukaryota; Metazoa; Chordata; Mammalia; Didelphimorphia; Didelphidae
Product: sialic acid-binding Ig-like lectin 10
Exons: 11
Coding region: 1-1941 (646 amino acids)
Source: RefSeq, a predicted model, not a curated record